Chlorella variabilis is the source of this 3321-nucleotide messenger RNA. RefSeq lists its product as hypothetical. Gene Ontology annotation, cellular component: SCF ubiquitin ligase complex. Gene Ontology annotation, biological process: SCF-dependent proteasomal ubiquitin-dependent protein catabolic process. Gene Ontology annotation, molecular function: protein binding. Lineage: Eukaryota; Viridiplantae; Chlorophyta; Trebouxiophyceae; Chlorellales; Chlorellaceae. The coding region runs from base 1 to 3321 and encodes 1106 amino acids. The record is from RefSeq and is a predicted model, not a curated record. The transcript is spliced from 20 exons.
AUGUCGGGGGGCUUCAAGGGACCAGCUGGCGCGAGCGGGGGGCCUGCUGCCGCUGGAGCGGGCGAGUCGCCGCCGCCGCCGGCAGGGGCCGCAGCGCCUGCACAGAGCCUGGCUCAGGCGCUGGCCAGCCAGUGCAUUGCCAGCGACAGGGCCCUGUCCGUCAUGGUGGUGUGCGUCCACUUGGCCACCCUGGCGCGCGGCACCCUGGUGCGGCACGAGGUGCUGCUGCUGGCGGUGCUGGUGGCGGCGUUUGUGGGCACCUGGGCAGCGGCGGCGCUGGCCCGGCGCCGCUACCUCGCGGUGCGGACGCCCCUGGUCGUCUUGCUGCGCCUGGCCCAGUUCGCGGCGCUGCCGCUGAUUGCCGACGUGAUGCGGGUCAUGGAGCCGGAAGGAGUGAUGGUUUCCGAGGCGGCGGCGGGCGGCGGCGGUGGCGCGCCGGGCCGCCGCCGCCCUGGGCGCCACCGCCCGGCUGCAGCGCAGCUCUGCCGCCUGCUGGUGUGCCACCAGUUUGUCGGCAGCCACCCUCGCAACGCCCGUGUCUCGGCGGCGGCCUACGAGGCGGCGCAGCACCUGACCUCCAUGCUGUGCCUGGGCACCUGGAGCCACAUGGCGGCUGCGGCCGACGCCUCCUCCGACGCGCAGAAGUGUGUGGCGACGGCUUCGCUGGGCCUGGUGCUGCCCACGCUGAUUGUGUGGCGGGCGCAGCUGCGGGCGGCGGGCAAGUUUGUGUCGGGGCAGCGGGAUGCUGGCAGGGAGGCGGCGGCGGAGGAGGAGCUGCGGCGCAGCCAGUACACGCGGCUGUGCACGCCCGCGCUGCAGGCGGCCGACAUGCUUGGCUGGGCGGCCACCACCGGGCUGGCGGGCCUGUGGGCCUUUGUGGGGGCGGUGCUGUGGCACUGGCACCAGACGGGCGUGGCAGCAGUCCCGCAGCGGCGCUUGCAGCCGCCCGGCAUGUCUGGCGCUUCCGCCGGCGCCGUUCCGCCGGCGCUCUUGGCUGCGCCUCUGGCGCCCAGCCCGGCGUUCUUGGCGAUUGAGGCGCUGCCUGUGCCCCUGCAAGAAGAGAUUUUCUUCCUUCUUGGCCUGCACGACACCGCCAGGGCCGCCGCGAGGAUCCUGGAAACAAGGCUGGAGAUUAACGCGGCAGCUGACUUGCCGCUGCUGUCCCGCCAGCACAACCUCCUGCUGCUGGGCGGCGGCUCGGGCAUCAUCAGUGGGGACGGCGGCGGCGGCCUCGCACCAUCCGACCGCUCCCACCGCCGCCUCCUGGGCUACCUGCCUGCAGCGGUGCACUACGCCAGCCAGCACUGCCGCGCCCUGCACCGCCUUCACCUGGAGCUGGCGCCGCCGCAGGUCCCGCUGGCGGCGGCCGCCGAUGCCGUGGCGCGCGCCGUGGCCGGCGAGCCGUGGCAGGCGGCGCCGCAGCCGCUGGCGGCGCUGGCGGCGGCAGCGACGGACGUGGGCUGCCCUCCGGUGGAUGGGUACAUCAUUAAGCUGCUGGCACAGAGCUGCCCCGACCUGCGGAGCCUGCGCCUGGUCAACGUCACCAACAGCGCCGCCACGAACCGGCUGCUGCGGCUGAACGACAGCUGCCUGGCCAUCCUGGCCCGCAGCUGCCCGCUGCUGGAGGAGCUUGUGCUGGGCCACCGGGGCGGGGAGGAGUGCGUGUUCAACCCCGCCUCUUCUUUCUACCUGGAAGACAUCACAGACGCAGGGCUGCGGGCGCUGGCCCACGGCGGCAGCCGCCUCCGCCGCCUGGGCCUGCUGCGCUGCUCGCGCGUCGGCGACGAGGGGCUGGCUGCGGUGGCGCAGAUGUGCCGCCAGCUCACCUCGCUGCUGCUGCACGACUGCCCUGGAGUGAGCGACCGGGCGCUGAUGGAGGUGGGCGAGCACUGCACGCAGCUGCGGGCGCUGGACUGCACCCUGGGGUUCCGAGCGCUGUUCACAAUCGCCGCCAACUGCCCGCUGCUGGAGGCAAGCCCCCGCUCGGACGUGAGCAUUUCGGAGGAAGGCCUGGAGGCGCCGGUGGUGGAUGACGACUGCCUCAUCGUGCUGGCGCAGGGCUGCCCCCGCCUGCGCCGCCUGUCCCUGCGCCACUGCUCCGCCGUCUCCGACGUGGGAGCCCGCGCGGUGGCCUCCCGCUGCAAGCUGCUGCAGGCGAGCUGGCUGGGGUGGCGGGUGUUGCGGCGCACGGGGGAGCAGCGUGGUGUGGUGGAGCUGGUGCUGGAGCACACCGCGGUGGGGGAUGCGGGGGUGGCGGCGCUGGCGCGGGGCCUGCCCUGCCUGCGCACCCUGUGCCUCUCCAACUACAUCUCCUCCCUCGCCCACCUCGCCUUCCUACCGGGCGCCUACCAGCGCCAGCCCCGCGGCGUUACCGACGCGGCGCUGCUGCACGUGGCACAGCACUGCACAGCGCUGCACCACCUGGCGGUCACAGGCUCGCGGCGGGUGACAGACGCCGGCCUGCUGCAUCUGGCGCACCGCCCGGCUGCCGUGGCGGCCGCCGCGGCCGUUGCGCUGCUGCCGGGAGCCGACGGGGGCUGCUCAGAAGUGGCGGUACCACAGCUGCCGGUCGGCUUCCACCGCCAGCUCACCAGCCUCACCAUCAACCACACCGCCGCCACGGACGGCGCGGUGUGCGAGCUGCUGCAGCGCUGCGGGCAGCUGCGGUGCCUGUCGCUGCGGGGCCUGCUGUACAACGCAGACGCCACGGUGGCUCGCGUGGCGGCCAGCUGCCGGUGCGCUGCGCCUGCGCUGCGCUGCGCUGCGCUGCACGACGCGGGGCUGGGGGAGGUGGCCCGCCUCCGGUUCCUCCGAUCCCUCCACCUCUCCUUCUGCGUGCGCAUCACGGAUGCCGGCUUGCUGCUGCUGGCGGCCGCCGGCUGCGCCCCCGGCGCGCACAGCGGCGCUGGGACCGACGGCGGGCAUCGACCCUGUGCCAGCCUGUACCGCAGCAGCACUGGCCCGCUGUGGAGCGCCGGCGCCGGCGGCGCCGCCAGCCGGGCCGCGCACCGGAGCGCCAGCAGCGGCGCGGCCGAAGACUGCGCAGCUUGGGGCGCGGCCGGGGCGCCCACCGGCAGCGAAAGCAGCGCGGCAGCGGCAGGCGGCGCUCUGCACGACGGCACACGGUACCGCAGCUUGCUGCAGGAGAUAGAGCUGUACCAUGUGACGCACCGCGGCAUCCGCACGCUGGUGGAGGCCUGCCCUGGCAUGACUCACAUUAACAUCGGCAAGUGCCGGCUGGUGCGGGUGGAGAGCCUGCGGGCGCUGCUGUGCGGCCGGGGCGUGAGGCUGUCGUCCUGCCACUACCUGGACACAGCCUGA